This is a messenger RNA of Nerophis ophidion (straightnose pipefish), 1307 nucleotides long. RefSeq names its product ring finger and CHY zinc finger domain containing 1 (gene rchy1). NCBI's taxonomy places the organism in Eukaryota, Metazoa, Chordata, Actinopteri, Syngnathiformes, Syngnathidae. The coding region runs from base 82 to 924 and encodes 280 amino acids. Gene Ontology annotation, molecular function: ubiquitin protein ligase activity; zinc ion binding. Gene Ontology annotation, cellular component: nucleus. The record is from RefSeq and is a predicted model, not a curated record. Gene Ontology annotation, biological process: ubiquitin-dependent protein catabolic process; protein ubiquitination. The transcript has 9 exons.
GGCGGUAACGCACGCCAGAAGGUUGCUUGCCAACUGCCAUUAAACCACCGAAGAAGAAAACAGCCGUAUUUGCAGACAAACAUGGCGGAAAGUGGAGGUUGUCAGCAUUACACGCGAAGCUGUUUACUCAAAGCACCUUGCUGUGGCAAACUCUAUGUGUGUCGGCUGUGUCACGAUGCAGAGGAGGCUCAUGAAAUGGAUCGAUUUAAAGUGGAAGAGGUGAAGUGUGCUGACUGUCAAACAUUACAACAGGUUCAACAGGCUUGCCAGCAGUGUCACGUACAGUUUGGGGAGUAUUAUUGUGACAUUUGCCACUUGUUUGACAAGAAUAAGAAACAGUACCACUGUCAUCCCUGUGGAAUAUGCAGGAUUGGGCCAAGAGAAAAAUAUUUUCACUGUAGCAAAUGCAAUUUAUGUUUAGCAAAGGAUCUGCGGGGAAACCACAAGUGUGUCGAGAACGUUUCGCGGCAGAACUGCCCAGUUUGCAUGGAGGACAUCCACACAUCUCGAAUUGGAGCUCACGUUCUUCCCUGUGGUCAUCUUCUCCAUAAGAACUGUUUUGACGACAUGGUCAGCACUAAUGCGUAUCGCUGCCCUCUUUGUAUGCACUCUGCCUGGAACAUGGAGGACUACUGGGAUCAGAUCGACAAAGAGAUUGCUCAUUCACCGAUGCCCACUGAAUACCAGGAUGCCACUGUCAAGAUUAUAUGCAACGACUGUCAAGCACACUGCACGGUACCUUUCCACGUCUUGGGGAUGAAGUGCAGCAGCUGCGGUUCGUAUAACACCGCACAAAACGGAGGUCUCAUCCAGCAGCGCCAUCCAGAGCCAGGAGACGGCGACGACAACGACAACGACGACAAGCCCGAGAGAAACGCGGAGCCGGAGCAGCAGGAUGAAGUAGGGUCAGGUCUGGCACAUUAGCACAUGGUUUAUUUCACAAUUGUACACAAGUAUAAUACUACCAUGGUGUAGUUUCCAUUUCCCCUCCUGUGCCUGCUUAUCCAACUAACUUUGCAGUUGCCUUGAUCACCUUCCACUUUUACAAUCUAUUUCCUAAACAGCCAAACUCAUGAAUAAUCAUAUCGAAUAUGUACUGUUUACAAUUGUGAAAAAAAACCUUGAAUCAUGACAUUUCUAUUUCAUCAGAAACAUACGUUCAAAUUAUGUUUUGAAAUAUAUUCAAUAAGGUACAGAAAUGCAUGAGGUGAAUAAUUACAUACUGUUGAAGUUAAAAUAUGUGCAAUUGUUCCUGAAAACUAUUUGAAUAUGAAACAAUGUGAAUAAAAUGUUGCUUUCUGUUACAA